UGGAGCAAGUAGGUGAUAUUAUUAAUUGGGCAAAUGACUUGCCUGAUUUCGAAGACGAAACAUCAUUGUUUGAAACAACUAUUGUUGCUGAUGAUUACAAUAAAUUGGAUAAUGACAAGAAAAUGAUAGUUACAGACUUAAGGAUCAUCAUUAGUAAGGAUAAAGAUAGUUAUGAAGAAGAAGACUCAUUCCUAAUAUCCAAACUUGAAUGGGUUGCUUAUUCAUCAAAGAAAGGCAAGAGUCUUCUCCUCUGUGCGAGAGAGAAAGGAACCUUCUACCUUUCAGUCAAGAGGAGAGAAGAGACCAUAGCUUUGCUAUAAGAAUUCUUUACUUCCGACUGAGCAAGGUGAACCCAUUAGAUGUCUACAGAAUCCCUAAGAAGGAUCUCUCUCAAUACGAAAUUGAUGAAGAAGACGUCAACAACAAUGAAUAUGAUCCUCCCAAGGAGAAAUAUCUCUACAUAAACUCGGAUAGUGACAACUCUAGUGAUGAGGACGAAGAAGAGGCAAAAGACAAAAUGGAAGAUACAGGCGUUGGUCUUGGAAACAAACUGUACCAACAACUCGGAGAAAAGUACAUGGAGAAAGAACAGAAAGAUCUCAGGAACCAAAAUAGUUCUUUAUUGUUUAGUAGAGCUAAUAGAAGAGAUAUUCGUGAAAAAUAUGCUAUUAAAAGAUUCAGAAUCCCAGAACACGGAAGCGGGUCCAUCCCUAAGCUGAGAGGAGAAAGAUAUAGAGAAGAAGUAAAGCCUGAGAUAGAAUCUGAAUCUGAUGAAGAACCUGAGCAAGUUAUUGACUCUAAUGAUUGCUCUGAUAGCUCUUCUGGAUCAAGUGAGAAUUCUGACUCUGAAGAGCCAACUCUAAAGGAUUUUGCUUUAAUUAAAAUGAUUAAUAAAGGAGGAUUUGGAAAAGUUUUCCUCGCAAAGAACACAAUUGAUGGGAAGUAUUAUGCAAUGAAAAGGAUCAGGAAGGAUCUCUUAAUAGAGACAAAGCAAGUGGACAAUACCUUAAAUGAAAAAGAGAUCCUGCUCAGUAAUAACAAUCCUUUCUUGCUUUCUAUGAACUACGUAUUUCAGAGUGAGUUCAGACUGUAUUUCUUCAUGCAGUAUGUCAAUGGAGGAAAUCUCUAUGAAAACAUGUUCAAAGUGAAAAGAUUCAAAGAGAAGCAAGUAAAGUUUUUCAUUUCACAGGUCAUCAUUGCUUUGGGAUAUUUGCAUAAAAACAAAGUAGUACACAGAGACAUUAAGCCUGAAAAUGUCAUUCUAAAAGAAAAUGGAUAUAUUGUCCUGGCAGAUUUCGGAUUAGCUAAGAUUCUAGAUUCAAAAAGUAAAAUAGCCAGGACUUGCUGAGGAACAGCGGAGUAUAUUGCCCCAGAAGUAUUUCAAGGAGCCAGACAAGGGUACACAGUUGAUUGGUGGACUGUUGGUAUUCUUGCUUACGAGCUUUUAUGUGGAAAGACCCCAUUCAAAGAUUCUAACAUGAAGAAGCAAAAGAAAUAAAAUUCUUUCUGGAAAAAUACCAUGGCCAGAUGCAACAAAGCAUGGAAUCUACAUGUCCCAAGACAUGAUGGAUUUCAUCAAAGCAUGACUCGAAAAAGAUCCAAGAAAGAGACUUGGAGCAAAGGGAACUUAUCAAUUAAUCAAGCAUUAUUGGUUCGAUGAUAUAGACUUCAAUGAGGUUCUCAAUCAGGAAAUGAAGGCUCCAUAUCUUCCAGAUGUUGAUAAUAUCGAUGAAGAAGAGGAAGAAAAUAGAUUAAACCACCACCAACUAUUGCUACAAAAGAAGAGAUCAAAGAACAACAAACAAGAUUUACUAGAAACCAUGCUUGACGAAUCAAGAAAAAGGAUGAUUCGAAACUUCCAAGACAAAUUCGAUGAUUUCUAAUAUAAGGAGUUGAGAGAGGA
This is a messenger RNA of Moneuplotes crassus, 1903 nucleotides long. The record is from the annotation of a GenBank genome assembly. Lineage: Eukaryota; Ciliophora; Spirotrichea; Euplotida; Euplotidae.